AUGAUUGAACUGUUGAUCGUUUUCUUCCUGUGCAGCUCUCUGGCGUACUAUGUGAAAUUCCGACGAUCUCGGAAGCGCAUGUACGAACUGGCUGCCAAAAUUCCGGGCCCCUUCGAUUUACCACUGAUCGGCAGUUCAUACAUGGGUUACGGUUUAAACUCAACGCAAAUCACCGAGUACCUGCUGCAAUUCAUGCACUCUAUCCCGACGCCGAUGCGGGGUUGGCUGGGACCGUUUCUCGUUGUCAUCUUCGACAAACCAGAACACCUAUCGGUGAUACUGAACUCGCAGAGCUGCGUACAAAAGUCGCCAUUGUACAAGUUUUUUCGCUUCGAAAAAGGUAUCAUAUUCACCGAAAGAAAUCUUUGGCGAUUGCUGCGAAAGCGACUCAAUCCCACCUUCUCGUCCCAAACGGUUCGAAGUUUUGUGCCUGUGUUUGAUACAGAAGCAGAUAGGAUGGUUGAUCAGUUAGAUCAGUUCGUUGGAAAGGAGGCAUUCGAUAUACUUCCGAAAACCUCAGUGUACACAAUUUCCGCAACAUUGACCAAUUUAAUGAAAGUCCACAUGCACACCGAUGAUAUCGAGUACAAGGAGGAGUUCGCCGAUAAUGCUGAAAAAAUGUGGAUACUUCUAUUUAGACGGAUUUACAAACCGUGGCUGUUCCCGGAGUUCAUCUAUCGACUAACGCCAGAGUUCAAAAGGGAAAGCAAACGAAUUGCCCAGCUACAGGAUCUGUCUCGUGAAGUUUACGAAGCACGUCUGGCAACAAAACCAAACUUUUCGGAAAGUGGGAGCCCAAGUGAAGAGGUACUCAUUGAACGGUUGGAACAAAUGUUUUUCAAAACUGGAGAAAUCGACCACGCUACAAUGAUGAAUAAUAUCGAUACGUUCCUGUUCGCUAGCAACGAUACCACAACGAAUGUCAUAGCCAACAGCUUAUUAAUGAUGGCCAUGCAUCCGGCCGUGCAAGAACGUGCCUACCAGGAAGUCUUGGAGAUCGUACCUUCGGGUGCCAUCACCGCAGAGGAUCUAUCCAAGCUGGUCUACCUGGAGAUGGUGAUCAAAGAAACAAUGCGGCUCAUCCCUGUUGCUCCAAUAAUCACGCGGACAUGUGAGGAGGAACUUCAGGUGGACCAGUGGACCAUACCAGCCGGUGCGAUAGUUGCCAUGCCGAUUAUGAAAAUUCACCGAGACCGUUCGAUUUGGGGUGAACGGUCGGAGGACUUCGAUCCGGACAAUUUUCUGCCGGAGAAAUGUGCCCAACGGAAUCCGUACGCGUAUCUUCCUUUCAGCAGUGGGCUGCGCAACUGCAUUGGCAUGAGAUACGCAUGGGUGGCACUAAAGGUGGCCCUGGCCAAACUGAUUAGGAGGUACAGGUUUUCUACGGAUUUGAAAAUGGAGGAUAUUAAAUUCGAAGCGUCCCUAGUAUUGCUACUAUCUAAUAAACACAUGAUGCGCAUUGAGUGGAGGUAA
This is a messenger RNA of Ochlerotatus camptorhynchus, 1473 nucleotides long. Its product is annotated as probable cytochrome P450 313a4. Gene Ontology annotation, molecular function: heme binding; iron ion binding; monooxygenase activity. The record is from RefSeq and is a predicted model, not a curated record. NCBI's taxonomy places the organism in Eukaryota, Metazoa, Arthropoda, Insecta, Diptera, Culicidae. Bases 1 to 1473 code for a protein of 490 amino acids. The transcript has 3 exons.